CGUUUCAGGGUCGACAUUCGGGAUAUCCUGAGGUGACUGGGUUGGUGGUCUCGCCAUACUUGGGCCAUCAGGUCACCUCCCCUACACUCCACCCUCCAGAGGUGCACACAUUUUCUCUUCUUGUCGGAAACGGACAGACACUGGCUCGGUUUCCUGCUGUUCUCUCAUGAUACCCAUCAGUGCGACAUUACUCACUGCGCUCUUCGUUUAUCCUCUCUUCUCUUGCCCUCUUGCUACACCUAAUCUCUCCACACCCACAUUGAUUUUCUCACAUGCAUAUUUGUUGUCCACCUGCAAGCAGGAUGACCUGGUAUUCUUUGAUGAACACUGUGACUCAACUCGGACAGACCUUAUUCCACCGCUGCUCUGCUAUGCCCCCGCAGGUACAUUGUUAUCCACUCUUGCCUCCACCAUGCUUCUCCGAGGGUGUGUCAUAUUCCUAUCCCAUUUUCAUCGCAGGCGCCCUGAUAGACAGGCUCGCUUACUCUUUUGCUUUAUUUUCCCUUUCGGCUCUGCUCCUAUGCUUUCAUAAUCUGCCUCUAUUGUAUGUAUAAUAAAUCUUAAUGAAGCUUGGGAGACCUCCCAUCUUUUGCAUAAGCA
Molecule: messenger RNA, 600 nt
Organism: Aspergillus uvarum CBS 121591
Lineage: Eukaryota; Fungi; Ascomycota; Eurotiomycetes; Eurotiales; Aspergillaceae
Exons: 1
Coding region: 167-532 (121 amino acids)
Source: RefSeq, a predicted model, not a curated record